Molecule: messenger RNA, 2003 nt
Organism: Lingula anatina
Lineage: Eukaryota; Metazoa; Brachiopoda; Lingulata; Lingulida; Lingulidae
Product: kynurenine/alpha-aminoadipate aminotransferase, mitochondrial-like
Biological process (GO): biosynthetic process
Molecular function (GO): L-kynurenine:2-oxoglutarate transaminase activity; pyridoxal phosphate binding
Source: RefSeq, a predicted model, not a curated record
CCGAGCUACCUCGCCGCUGACCAUGGGCAGCAGGCAAAGCCUAUCUUGUAAUGACGUCACUAUUGUUGACCUAGUUAUGCAGUGACCAUAAGGGCAACAGUGAACCAGGUCAAGUUCAGCUGUUUAUUCCAUUCUCUGCAAAGCGGCUCGUGUUCCACUGAGUUAAAAGAGGUACGUCAUUGCUGAGAAGGUCAUAAGCUGCCUAAACAAGAGACGUUAUAUCCUAUAUUAGGAGUGGCGUAUAAGGAGAGGGUGUCAAAGAUGCAUUACUGUACUCUAUAUACUUCGCCAGUUAAUUUGAAAGAAUGAUCAAGCACGCCAUGUGUUUGUAUUAUUAGUCCGACCCUUCUCGACUGACCAGGUCGACCGACAUCACUGACUGUACAGCGCUUAAGGUAACACUAGGGUGAUCUCUAGGUAAACAAACCUUUGGACCGUAGCCUACUACAGCAACGAGUCCCUCUGCCAUGGCGUACCGGCGUUUUCUCAGCGCUGUAGGAAGACGUCGACAGCGGCCGUAUCUCCGGCGGCAGACAGAGGAGGUACAGAGUGACCAGGCGGUGAUACCACUGAACGCAGGGCUGGCCCACCCGGCUCUCUUCCCAUACAGGACGGCCACGCUCCGCCUGCAGGACGGGAGGCAGGUAGAACUGGGAGAGGAGAUCAUGCAGGAAGUGCAGCAGUAUAGCAAUACUACCGGUUACCCUCCGUUCCGGGACUGGUGUAAGAACUUCAUUUUGGAACAUCACAGCCCUCCAUGCUGGGGACGAGGUGAAAAUGCCACCGACGUGAUCGUCACCAACGGCGCUGCGGAGGCUGCCUUCAAGGUGCUGGAAAUGUGCCUGGAGACAGACGACACCAUCAUAGUCCAGAAUCCCACCUACGCCUCCGCCAUCGACCUAGUGCAAGCUCUUGGCGCCAAACCUGUCGGCGUACCGGGAGACGGACGUGGACUAUCACCCUUGCACUUGAGAGAAACUUUAUCCAAAUGGACUCCCGAUGAAGUAAAGGAUCCAAAUUCUGAUUUCCCCAAGUUGAUGUAUCUGGUACCCACGGGGGGUAACCCGACAGGGGAGAAUAUGACAUUAGAGCGUAAGCAGGAAAUAUACGCCAUAGCCAAGGAGUUUGAUUUGCUCAUUCUAGAGGACGACCCCUACUACUUUGUACAGUAUACAGACUCUCGUGUGCCGAGUUUUCUCUCCAUUGAUACAGACGGGAGAGUAAUGAGAGCAGACUCGUUUUCGAAAACCGUGUCUCCGGGGUUACGUCUUGGCAUCCUCAGUGGGCCAGCGCCCCUGGUGGACAAAAUCGUGGCGCACAUUGGUUCCACGCAAGAACAUUCUAGUAAUUUGUCACAGGUGGCGCUGCUGAUGGCCUUGGAGGCGUGGGGACAGGACGGGUUCCAGGAACAUGUUAAAAAGAUUCAAAGCGUUUAUAAAGAACAGAGGGACGCCAUGCAGAGUUCGGCAGAGAAAUGGUUGAGCGGUCUAGCAGAGUGGGAUCUACCGGAAGCUGGGAUUUAUUUCUGGAUCCGGAUAAAGGAUGUACAAGACUCCAGAAAGAUCGUUGAAGAAGUUCGCAAGCACUAUCAGAUUGGCGUGUCACCCGGGUUUGCAUUUUCUACCAAACCAAGUGACCCCUCGCCGUUUGUGCGGGUCUCAUUUUCCUACGUGGCACCGGACACGAUAGAUUUUGCAUUUCAAAAGCUUGCUGACGUCAUCAGAGAGACACAGAAAACAGAAAGAAGAGAGUAUGGAACUUAAAAUUGUGUAAAGUUAUCUUCCGUAAAAAGAUGUAUCGAAUAUCAGGAAUAUGGGAGAGGCAACACUUGGAUAUCAACUUAGAUAUUUCGAAAGACAUAUAUUACACUGUACAUAGUACCUUUGGCAAAGACCUUUGUUUCAUUUCUAUGGAAUAUCAUUGCUUUCUUUCUAAUUGACAAGGUGCACCUUAUUAAUUAAAUACCCUGCGCAUAAUUACCAUCAAUAAAUCUCAUUCAAAUA